Dothidotthia symphoricarpi CBS 119687 is the source of this 1489-nucleotide messenger RNA. RefSeq names its product peptidyl-prolyl cis-trans isomerase D. Gene Ontology annotation, cellular component: intracellular membrane-bounded organelle. The record is from RefSeq and is a predicted model, not a curated record. Gene Ontology annotation, molecular function: peptidyl-prolyl cis-trans isomerase activity; protein binding. The transcript has 5 exons. Gene Ontology annotation, biological process: protein folding; protein peptidyl-prolyl isomerization. The coding region runs from base 295 to 1422 and encodes 375 amino acids. NCBI's taxonomy places the organism in Eukaryota, Fungi, Ascomycota, Dothideomycetes, Pleosporales, Dothidotthiaceae.
UCCUGUCCGCAAGCUACAGUGGAUUGCCUUGAUGCAAGACUGAGCAACGUACUCUUACUUCUGAUAGCAUUGAUCGUUUGUAGGCAGCUGCAAAGCGGGCUUGGCGCGGCAGGUAGCUGUAGCUUCGUGGAAACUUCUCGCAUCUCACCGUCCAGGGCUUUUCUUCAGCCUCACCCCACACCCAAACUCCAUUAUUCUGGUCCUUGCUCGCUGAAGGAUUACUUCUACGUCUCAAAGUUCCCACAGUUCUCUUGUGACACUUCUCCCACUUGCAGCAGCUCCCAUUGAGCAAUCAUGGCAGACACCAAGCGUUCCCGCGUCUUCUUCGACAUCGCCAUCGGCGGCGUAAAAGCCGGUCGCGUCGCCUUCGAGCUCUACAACGACAUCGUCCCCAAGACUGCCGAGAACUUCCGCGCGCUAUGCACCGGCGAGAAAGGUGUGGGCCAGGCUGGCAAGCCGCUGCACUAUAAGGGCUCCAGCUUCCACCGCGUCAUUCACGGCUUCAUGAUUCAGGGCGGAGAUUUCACGCAGGGCAACGGCACGGGGGGUGAGAGUAUCUAUGGGGAGAAGUUCGAGGAUGAGAACUUUGAGCAGCUCCAUGAGAAGCCGUUUUUGCUUAGCAUGGCGAAUGCUGGACCUGGCACCAACGGCUCCCAGUUCUUUGUCACAACCGUCGAGACACCACAUCUGGAUAAGAAGCACGUAGUCUUUGGCGAGGUCAUCAACGGCAAGAGCAUCGUGCGACAGAUCGAGAACCUGAAGACUCAGAGCGGCGACAAGCCAUGGCAUGAUGCUACCAUCAUCGACUGCGGUGAACUCACCGGCGACGACUACACCAAAGCCACAGAGAAGAUCUCAGACCCGACCGGCGACCCAUACGAAGACUACCCCCUCGACCAAAUGGGCAACCCAGACGGCGAAUGGGAAGGCAGCGAGAUCCUAAAGAUCGCCACAGCCCUCAAAGACAUGGGCAACGCCGCCUUUAAAUCCACGAACCUCAGUCUCGGCAUCCAGAAAUACCAAAAAGCGCUGCGCUACCUACACGAAUACCCCGCACCCGUCGACACCGACCCGCCCACGCUCUGGCCUGCCCUCAACGCGCUCAAAAUCUCCGUCUACUCCAACCUCGCGCUGCUGCAGAAUAAGACGGGGGCGCACGCUGAGGCUGCGGAGAGCGCGACUAAGGCGCUGGAUGUGGAGGGCAUUGCGGAUAAGGAUCGGGCGAAGGCGUACUUUCGUAGGGGCCAGGCGAAUGUCGGGAAGAAGAAUGAGGAGGAGGCGCUAAGGGAUUUGAAUGAGGCGGCGAAGUAUGCGCCGGGGGAUGCGGCGAUUGGGCGGGAGUUGGAGGGCGUGAAGAAGAGGGUGCAGGCGAGGAAGGAGAAGGAGAAGAAGGCGUAUAAGAAUGCGUUUAACUUUGAUUAGGGGGGGGGAUGGACAGAGAGAUGGGAUGAGCAUGAUACCUGUGAUUAGCAUGGUGUGCUACUGGGAG